AUGUCACAACAACCUCAACAAAAUGCAACUCCAACAACAAACCCAACAUCACCACCUCUAAAUAAUAAUAGUACUACAGCGAAUCGACCAUUUGUAUAUGGUCAACCUGCAGCAACAAUGCAACCACAUCAUACUUAUACAAGUGCAGGUACUGCAGCUGCAUCUUCGGGUGGAGGUGUUAUGACAGGAGGAGUUCCUCUACCUACUACUCCUACAACUAUACCAACUACACCAACUACACCUGGUACAGUUACUAGUGGUGUUGGUGGAGUUCAACCUGCAGUCAACAAAUCUGGUACUGGUUUGGUACAACCUACAUCACCUACGAUAUCAGCAAUUCCUCAACCAUCGAUCGAUCAGACUAUAGACAGUCUCUUUAGAAACAAGAACUUUUCAUCACCUACAGGUAGUUUGGUGGGUGUCGGUGUCAACUCGACCUUGUCAACUAGCGCAUUGAAUCCUUCUACACCACCAACAACAGCAAAGACAACAGAAGAAAAGGCACGUGAAAAGAAGGAAAAGGAUAAAGAGAGAAGAGAACGUGAACAACGCGAGAGAGAGCAAAAAGAACGUGAACAAAGAGAUCGUGAGCAACGUGAAGCUCUACUUGCUGCCGCACGUGAACCAGAGACAGAGAUACUUGGAAAGAAAAAGCUACACGAACUCUUGCAGCAAGUAUCUCCGGUAGAAAAGAUGGAUGAGGAGGUAGAAGACAUGCUUGCCGUGUUGGCCGAUGAUUUUGUGGAAUCAGUCGUCUCGUUUGCAUGUACAUUGGCCAAACAUCGUAAUUCGACAACAUUAGAGGUAAAGGAUCUUCAAUGUCACCUUGAGCGUAAUUGGAAUAUACGUGUACCUGGAUUUGGGACCGAUCAAGUAAAGACAUUCAAGAAACAAAACGUACCAGACAAUCACAAGACUAGAUUAGCGUUGAUGAAAAAAAAUAUAUUAGCUCAAAACAAGAAACUAAAUCAACAACGAGAACAACAAUUACAACAACAACAACAACAAAGAGAACAACAAUUACAACAAGCUGCUAUACAACCUUCUUCUUCAUCAACUUCUACUACAAAUAAUAAUAAUAAUAAUUAA
Messenger RNA from Cavenderia fasciculata, 1089 nucleotides. RefSeq lists its product as uncharacterized. Gene Ontology annotation, molecular function: protein heterodimerization activity; DNA binding; TBP-class protein binding. Gene Ontology annotation, biological process: RNA polymerase II preinitiation complex assembly; DNA-templated transcription initiation. The record is from RefSeq and is a predicted model, not a curated record. Lineage: Eukaryota; Evosea; Eumycetozoa; Acytosteliales; Cavenderiaceae. The transcript has a single exon. The coding region runs from base 1 to 1089 and encodes 362 amino acids. Gene Ontology annotation, cellular component: SAGA complex; transcription factor TFIID complex; SLIK (SAGA-like) complex.